AUGGCUACCGUUCCGAUGGAUAUUAGCGAAGACAAACUCACCAUGUCGCUUGAUGACAUUAUCAAAACUACAAAAAAGGCCGGAAAGAACGCACCUAAGAGGGGUCGGGGAGGUCACUCUGCGGGAAAUGCCGCUGAGAAGCUAGCCAAGAAGAAAGAUGCUCUGGCAGCUAGUGCCAAGAAGCAGGGCACGAACUCUCGGAGAGCGGCCGUUAACCAGAGGCGAGGCAUACGGACUGGCGUCUCUACCCAACCUCAAGCUCCAAAGCCCAAAUUCUCUACACCACAAUUCGUCAGCAAAGCCAUUCCUCCUGCAAAUGUCACGAUCAGCAUCGUGAACGACAAUGUGAAAGCCCCCUCAAAUGGCACCAGAAGAAGGGCCUCAAAAAACGGCACUCCCGAUUAUCACGCAUCCGAAGUUCCCCAACGUAACACGACGCCUGUCAGCCGUCCAAGGAUCGCGGCAAAGAAUAUUCCCAGCGGGCCAUUGUCCUCGCGUUUUGCUCAGAUGCAAAGACAGCGUACCAACGCGUCCGCGCCAGUAUCGGGCAUUCGGAAGUUCUAA
Molecule: messenger RNA, 564 nt
Organism: Spizellomyces punctatus DAOM BR117
Lineage: Eukaryota; Fungi; Chytridiomycota; Chytridiomycetes; Spizellomycetales; Spizellomycetaceae
Exons: 4
Coding region: 1-564 (187 amino acids)
Source: RefSeq, a predicted model, not a curated record